This is a messenger RNA of Silurus meridionalis, 2245 nucleotides long. It is a transcript of the gene tubgcp4, whose product is annotated as tubulin, gamma complex associated protein 4. Bases 65 to 2071 code for a protein of 668 amino acids. NCBI's taxonomy places the organism in Eukaryota, Metazoa, Chordata, Actinopteri, Siluriformes, Siluridae. The record is from RefSeq and is a predicted model, not a curated record. Gene Ontology annotation, cellular component: gamma-tubulin complex; centrosome; spindle pole. Gene Ontology annotation, molecular function: gamma-tubulin binding; microtubule minus-end binding. The transcript has 18 exons. Gene Ontology annotation, biological process: microtubule nucleation; mitotic cell cycle; meiotic cell cycle.
CGGGUAGGGUUUGAAUGGAUAUCGCGUUGUUGGGAGGUUUGUUAGAAUAAACACUUAUGUAACAAUGAUCCACGAACUUCUUCUUGCUUUAAGCGGGUAUCCAGGAACCAUAAUUACCUGGAAUAAACGAAAUGGUUUGCAGGUCUCCCAAGAUCUCCCCUUUCUCCAUCCCAGUGAAACCAGUGUCCUGAACCGGUUGUGUAAGAUGGGCACAGAUUAUGUGCGUUUCACAGAGUUUAUAGAGCAACACACGGGACAUGUUCACCAACAAGAGCACCACAUGAGCCAGCCGAGCCAAAGUGGAUUACACGGGAUAUACUUGAGGGCUUUCUGUACCGGCCUGCACUCCAUAUUACAGCCUUACCGCCAAGCACUACUAGAUCUCGAACAAGAGUUUCUCAGUGAUCCGCAUCUCUCGAUUUCCCAUGUGAACUACAAGCUGGAACAGUUUCAAUUACUUUUCCCCUCUGUGAUGGUUGUCAUGGAGACCAUCAAAUCUCAAAAGAUCCAUGGCUGUCAGAUCCUGGAGACUGUUUAUAAGCACAGCUGUGGAGGACUUCCGCCUGUUCGGAUGGCCUUGGAUAAGAUUCUUGCAGUGUGCCACGGAGUGAUGUAUAAGCAGCUGGCUGCAUGGAUGCUGCACGGCUUGCUCCUGGACCAGAGCGAGGAGUUCUUUGUGAGGCAGGGCCCCAGCGCCGGAGGAGCCGCAGCGGCACAGGAAGAAGAGGAGGAGGAUCUCGGCAUCGGGGGGCUGAGCGGGAAACAACUUCGGGAGCUGCAGGACUGGAGGCUGAUCGAAGAGGAGAACAUGCUCGCCCCAUCUCUUCAGCAGUUCUCCCUGCGUGUCGAGAUGCUUCCCUCCUACAUUCCGGUCCGGGUGGCUGAAAAAAUCCUCUUUGUCGGAGAAUCGGUCCAAAUGUUUGAGAACCACAACCAUAGUCCCUCCAGAGCUGGUUCCAUACUGAAACACCAAGAGGACACGUUUGCUGCAGAGCUCCACAGACUCAAGCAGCACUCGCUUUUCAGCCUGGUGGACUUUGAGAAUGUAAUCGAUGGGAUUCGGAGCACAGUCGCUGAGCAUCUUUGGACUUUGAUGGUGGAAGAAUCUGAUCUUUUGGGACAACUUAAGAUCAUAAAGGAUUUUUAUUUAUUGGGACGUGGUGAACUCUAUCAAGUCUUCAUAGACCUCGCCCAGCACAUGCUUAAAACCCCUCCAUCAGCUGUGACAGAACACGACGUGAACGUGGCCUUUCAGCAAGCCGCUCACAAGGUCCUGCUUGACGACGACAACCUGUUACCACUCCUGCAUCUCACGGUUGACUAUCAAGGAAAAGACAACAAAGAGGCGCCUGGGACUAGAGAAGGCACCACACCUCCUCAGGAUUCUUCUCCUCGAGAGCCUCCUGCUACAGGCUGGGCUGCACUGGGACUGGCCUACAAAGUGCAGUGGCCCCUGCACAUUCUCUUCACACCUGCAGUGUUGGAGAAGUAUAACGUGGUGUUCCGCUACCUGCUCAGCGUGCGCCGGGUGCAGUCGGAGCUGCAGCACUGCUGGGCCCUGCAGAUGCAGCGCAAGCACUUAAAGUCCAACAAGACGGACGCGGUCAAAUGGAGGCUGCGCAACCACAUGGCCUUCCUGGUAGACAACCUGCAGUAUUACCUGCAGGUGGACGUCUUGGAGUCGCAGUUUUCGCAGCUUUUGCAGCAGAUCAACUCGACCAGAGAUUUCGAGAGUAUUCGUCUGGCUCAUGACCAUUUCCUUAGUAACCUCUUAGCCCAGUCGUUCAUCCUUCUCAAGCCGGUGUUUCAUUGUUUGAAUGAGAUUCUGGAUCUUUGCCACAAUUUCUGCUUGCUGGUAAGUCAGAACCUGGGGCCACUGGACGAGCGAGGAGCAGCUCAGUUGGACAUUAUGGUGAAGGGUUUUAGCCGCCAGUCGUUCCUGCUGUUCAAGAUCCUCUCCAGUGUGCGUAACCACCAAAUCAAUCCAGACCUAGCUCAGCUACUGCUGCGUCUCGACUACAACAAAUACUACACCCAGUCAGGAGGAACGCUGGGGAGUUUCGGGCUGUGAACAGAACCUGAGGACGAAUUCUUACAUCUCGACAGACGCUCAGAUCGUGAGACGUAAUGAUAUUUUACAUCUGCCCGUGUUUCCCAGACCCGUUGCUUUGCUUGUAAAUACCGCAACCCGAAUUAAAAACAAAUAAUAAACCCCAAGAGAAAAAAAAAAAGGAGACGCCAUUUA